Morus notabilis is the source of this 2428-nucleotide messenger RNA. RefSeq names its product protein SIEVE ELEMENT OCCLUSION B. The record is from RefSeq and is a predicted model, not a curated record. Bases 67 to 2205 code for a protein of 712 amino acids. The transcript is spliced from 7 exons. NCBI's taxonomy places the organism in Eukaryota, Viridiplantae, Streptophyta, Magnoliopsida, Rosales, Moraceae. Gene Ontology annotation, biological process: phloem development.
ACUAUCCCUCUCUUAAACCAUUGUUAGACAUUUUCCCAAAAAAAAACAAAAAAAAAAAAGAUCAUCAUGGCCACCAAUUUCCAACAGGCAUUGGUUCCUCACCCUGCCAAGAGAGACCCGAUGCAAAGAAGGUUCAACCAAUCUGAUGACAACAUGCUGGUGAAGCAGAUCCGCGAGACUCAUAACGCGGAGAGUCACUACCUCGUCGACGUCAGACCUGUUCUCCAUGUCAUUGAGGACAUUUUGCGCAGGGCUGCUCCUGGCAUCGAUGGUAUCAUAAAUGGCACACAUGACGCAUUAUUGGAUGACAAAGCCGUUGUGGCUACUUUUGAUGACAUGUUGGAUGGACUGUGUCAAAUUAUUCAUAAGAUUUCCUGCGAGAUGUUUUGCAAGUGCUCAGGAGGAGAUCUGCAUGGAUCAACUCUGGCUUUAUUCAAGAUGCUUUCAAACUAUCCAUGGGAAGCAAAAGUGGUCCUAACCUUGGCUGGUUUCUCCACCACUUAUGGCGAGUUCUGGCUUGUGGCUCAGCUCUGCACAACAACUCCACUGGCCAAGGCUGUGGCCCACCUGAAGCAAGUCUCGGACAUCUUAGAGAAUUCCCAAGCACUGAAGCCUCAACUCGAAGCAAUCAACAAGCUCCUCAACGCCGUUGUCAACGUGACAAAACGAAUCAUCGAGUUCAAUGAGCUACCAACAGAGUACCUUCCACAUGACUCGCCACAAGUAGCAGUUGUAAGGGCUCAUAUUCCUUCUGCAGCCUAUUGGACGAUUCGGAGCGUAGUCGCUUGUGCCUGGCAGGUUGCUAGCUUCACGGAUAUUAGAUACGAGCACAUGUCAUCAACCUCGGAGAUAUGGGAAUUGUCAAGCUCGGCUCAUAAGCUGAAAAAUAUUCAUGAUCUCCUUGCUGCAGAACUUGACGGUUGCCGUAAAUUUAUAGAGGAAAGGAGAUAUGAAGAGGAAUACAGGAACCUCAUACGCCUUCUUGAGAUCGCCCAUCUGGACAACAUGAAGGUUCUCAAGGCUUUGAUUUCCACUAGGGAUGAUCAGCCCCUCGUGUUCGGUAACCCGAAAGCAAGGGUUAGCAUUGACGGCUUAAGGAGAAAGCAUGUGCUGCUUCUGAUCUCUGAUCUUGAUCUAUCGCACGAAGAGAUUGCAAUUCUUUACAGCACGUAUGAUAUGAGGCUGAAGCACGAUGGGAUGUACGAUGUUCACGUGAAAGGUGCUUCAUACGAGCUGGUGUGGAUCCCAAUUGUGGAUAGGAUAGUGAGUUGGGAUGAAGGUCACCAAAAGAAAUUCUCGGAUCUGCUAACAUUGAUGCCAUGGCACAGCGUGCACAGCCCUCAGAUAAUCGAGCCUCCGGUUGUUAAAUACAUCAGAGAGAAGUGGAAUUUCGACAAGAAAUUGAUCCUAGUGUCAUUGGACCCACAAGGAAAGGUGUCCUCCAGAAAUGCCGCGCACAUGAUGUGGAUCUGGGGCAACGCGGCCUUCCCAUUCAGUGAUGGGAAAGAGGAAGCAUUGUGGGAUGCAGAGAGUUGGACUCUGAAGCUUCUUGUUGAUGGCAUUGAUGCUGAAAUACUUCAAUGGAUUGCGCAAGGGAAAUACAUAUGCCUGUACGGAGGCGACGACAUUAAUUGGAUCAGAGAAUUCACCAGCAGAGCAAAGGUAGUGGCACAGGCUCUCGGCAUCCAGUUGGAGAUGAUCUACGUCGGGAAGAGCAACGUGCCAAAAGAGCGGCUGCGGAAAAUUAACUCCACCAUUGAAACCGAAGGCCUCAGCCAGAUCUGGCCCGAGAUGACAUCCAUCUGGUUCUUCUGGUCCAGGCUCGAAAGCAUGAGGUGCUCGAAAGCACGGUACGGGAAGACCAUAGAGGCCGACCCGGUGCUUAAGGAGAUCAUGACCCUGCUCAGCUACGACGGCAGCGACCAGGGCUGGGUCUCGGUCUGGCGUGGCCAGUCGGAGAUGGCCCGAGCCAAUGGCCAGCUGGCGCUCCAGACCCUGAAAGAGUUUCAGCAAUGGGAGACUCAGGCUAAGCAGAUGGGAUUGAUCCCGGCAUACGAUGAGGAGCUGAAGAAGCGCCACUCGCCGCAGCAUUGCACCCGCCUGAUCCUUCCGGGGCUCGGGCAGGACAUCCCGCAGAAGGUGGUCUGCACGGAGUGUGGGCGGGAGAUGGAGAAGUUCUUCAUGUUCCGCUGCUGCACCGAUUGAUAAAGAGUUUGUGUGGUUGUAUGAGUAUGCGUCUACUUUUUUAGUCUGAUGUAUUAUGUUUGGUUUGUGAUGUUUGUUGUUCUCAUAUUUCCUUCUAAGCUUUAUAGGUUUGCCAUUGUAAUACUAAGAAGAUGUUUGGUGUAAAAUGUGUUGUGACUCUAGCUAUUGAGUCUGUGCUACUUCUACGUUUGGUGUCUAAGAUAGUACAAGAAUAGUACCUUUA